GGCACCUCGCCUUCCGCUCACUUUCAGUCUCGAGCGGGGGGAGGGGGGAAGGUUGGUCACAGAUUUCCUCCUCCUGACACUCUUUCCGAGCCACCCUUUGCUUUGAACGCCGCUCCUUCGCUUCUCUGGAGGUUACAAUGAAUGUUGAACAUGAAAUCAACCUGUUAGUUGAAGAAAUUCGGCGGCUGGGGACCAAAAAUCCUGAUGGGACAUUGAGUGUGAAGUUUGGAGUACUGUUUGCGGAUGAGAAAUGUGCCAACCUUUUUGAGGCUUUAGUGGGAACCCUGAAAGCUGCAAAACGACGAAAGAUACUUAGUUAUCCUGGUGAACUUCUUUUGCAAGGAGUUCAUGACAAUGUUGAUAUCUUGUUAUUGCAGGAUUAGUUGCUUUCCUAACAAAUGGCAUUUUCAUUAAGUAUAUGUAACUCAGAUCAAGGUGCAUUUGAUUGAAAGCGUAUCUUCCUGUUUAUCUUUAUAGAAUUAUAUAUAAAAAUUCUUUGAAGGCCUUUUAACAAAUUCUUUUCUGAAACUCUUGCCACAUAGGUUGUUGGGCUUUUUUGGGGUGGGUGGAAUUUGGGAAUUACAUUCUCACUUGUCUGAAAUGUUGUUAAACUUUGAGAAUUCCUUAAAAAUUAGCAAUAUUAACAACCUAUGAACCCUGCUACAAACUUCCAAAGAUGAGUUUGUGGGGAUUCGGUGAUUUCUCUGCAAGAAUGAAAAUUAUUCUGGCCAAAUGCAGCAUUCAAGCUGGUAGUUUCAUCUGAAACUGAAUAUUUGAUAUGGUCUUUAUACAAUGCUUGAAACAUAGAUUUCUCAUGUGACACUUUCUGAACUGUGAUACUUCAGAGGAACUGUGUAAAGUUAUAAAAGCAAUGGCAGACAGAGGAAUUAUUUUGCAUUUUUAGUGUAUUCUCAUUAAUGAAGGAGAUAAUGUUAUGGAAAUCAUUUCAAAGAAAAAAAUAAUGUUAAGAAAAAUGUGUCAUUAGCAUGUUAUUUUUCACUUAGUUGGUUACAAAGUGACCAAGGCAAAGUGUUUUGUCUUUUAUUGUUACAAACAUUUCUCCAGCAAUCGGCAAAUCAGACAUAAAUUAAAUUCUGAGGAAAUACUCAAAAAGAUAUUUUGAUAUUUUCUUUGGCAAUAUUUCAUUGCUAAAUGGGAGUCUUGCUGUUUGUCCAUCCAGUUUCACCUCCCACAAAUUUGAGAAUCUCAAAAGACCAUUUGUGUCUAACUCCUAUAAUAUUCCUUUUCUCAGGGUGAAGUUAGAAAGAGAAGUGGGAGGACAGUCCUUCUAUUCCUCAGAUUCUAGUUUCUCUAUAAGGUUCAUUACUUGAUGAUGAUGCCCUUCUGGGGAAUGGGUGUACCUUAAACAAACUGUGUACAUCACUUCAGAAAGCAUUAAAUAUUAUCCAAACUACUGUUAAGGCAAGUUCAUUCCUUUUCUAUUUGGUUUGAAAAAAAAAAUUGAACAGGAUGUUUGAAAUGCUCAUCUGAACCUUUUCUGGCAGGCAUCAGGGACUGAACACUUGAAAGAUAGAUUAUGACAUAAAAAGAGAAGAACAGGAAGAUUGCCUCAUAGAGGACAUGAACAUGCAAAGUUGGUAGAAUUGUACAAAUCUAUCUCACAGAGGUCCAUUCUUUUAGUUUUUUACAAGAUGAUUGAAGUGCACUUUUCAUUACUAUAAUUCAUCUAGGAAACUAGAAAAUCACCAAUUCUUUUUCCCACCCCUCUCCACUCCUACCCAAAAUACUUGAGAAUUAAAUGGCAACAAUGGUGUCAUAAAACAUUUUGUCUUUUAGCGCUUCUUAUUCUAUGCAUUGUAUUCUAUUCUUUGCAUGAUCCUUUUGUGUCUAAUUGAUUCAGUGGCUAGCUAGUCUUCCUUGGAAGUCCCUAAGGGGAUUCAAAGUAAAAUACUUCAUCAAUAAAUAAAAAUCUGGGAGUUAUUUUUAGCCAUUUCAUU
Messenger RNA from Notechis scutatus (mainland tiger snake), 1958 nucleotides. RefSeq names its product ABRA C-terminal like (gene ABRACL). The record is from RefSeq and is a predicted model, not a curated record. NCBI's taxonomy places the organism in Eukaryota, Metazoa, Chordata, Lepidosauria, Squamata, Elapidae. Gene Ontology annotation, biological process: regulation of actin filament-based process.